Aspergillus homomorphus CBS 101889 is the source of this 1101-nucleotide messenger RNA. Its product is annotated as isopenicillin N synthase family dioxygenase. NCBI's taxonomy places the organism in Eukaryota, Fungi, Ascomycota, Eurotiomycetes, Eurotiales, Aspergillaceae. Bases 1 to 1101 code for a protein of 366 amino acids. The record is from RefSeq and is a predicted model, not a curated record. Gene Ontology annotation, molecular function: dioxygenase activity. The transcript has 2 exons.
AUGUCUUUCUCAUUACCAACAAUUGAUAUUUCGCCCUACCUCACCACUGACAGGAACCACAGCUUUGAGUCAAACAAAGCCAUCGUCACUCAGAUCCGCCAAACAUGCAGAACAACUGGCUUCUUUCAAAUCAUCAAUCACGGCAUCAACCCCGCCUUACAAUCCGGCAUUCUCGUUGCCGCAAAGCACUUCUUUGCACUUCCCCUUGACUUGAAACGUCAGUACAUUGAUACGACCGCGAAAAAAGGGUACGAAGAAAUCGGGGCUCAGGCACUGGAGCCAGGGAGCAGGCCCGACAUCAAAGAAUGCUACUUCGUCGGUUCGGAGCCCACCGUUUGCCACGAACCUCCCUACAAACCGUUCGAAUACCCGAACAUCUGGCCCGAGCCCUCAAUACUCCCCGAGGCGGUCUUCAAGGAACCGAUCCUGAAGUACCAUGAAGCAAUGUGUAGGCUUGCGCAGGUGAUCAUGGAGAUUCUAGUCAAGGGGCUGGAGGAUGACUUUCCGAGGUUGAAGUCGGGAGAGAUACUGGAGGAGUUCUGUCGCGAGCCCUGCGCGAGUUUGCGGCUGUUGAGGUACCCUGGGCCUUCUUCCAACCGUGCUGCUACCUCUGUCGGUGAGGUUGGGGAUACCGACGAGUCUGCUGAGAUGUGUCAUGGAGAUGUUGUGGCGGGCGCGCAUACGGAUUUCAGGGGAAUUACGCUUUUGCUUCAGGAUGGAAAUCGGGGGCUACAAGUUUUGCAUCGCGGGCAGGGAUUGGGACAGAACGGUGAGAAACAGGAGUUACAAGGGGUUGGGGAACAACAGAUGUGGAUAGAUGUGCCUUCUACGCCCCAUGCAUUUGUGGUCAAUAUCGGCGAUAUGUUUGAACGGUGGACGGGUGGUUGGUAUCGGAGUACAGUCCAUCGAGUGGUCAGUCGUUGUGGAGGAGAGAGGUACUCGGUGCCUUUCUUCUAUGACGGAAACCUGGAGUUUGUGGUUCGAUCUUUGACACAGAAUGGCUCCUUGGGUGGAGGAAGGUCUGGUGAGUAUGGCCAAGAGACGGAGGAAAUGACGGUUAGGGAGUAUCUGUUGAAGAAGUUCGACGAGAUUUAUCUUUGA